Molecule: messenger RNA, 1466 nt
Organism: Corticium candelabrum
Lineage: Eukaryota; Metazoa; Porifera; Homoscleromorpha; Homosclerophorida; Plakinidae
Product: rhodopsin-like
Exons: 1
Coding region: 1-1158 (385 amino acids)
Biological process (GO): G protein-coupled receptor signaling pathway
Cellular component (GO): membrane
Molecular function (GO): G protein-coupled receptor activity
Source: RefSeq, a predicted model, not a curated record
AUGUCGGGAUGGAAUUAUUCUACUUUCAUCAACUGUUCCGACGUAAACAACAGCUGCAGUCACAACGAGUCGAAUGUUUUCGACUCGCCGCCGCUGAUAGAUGCUGCAGACAUCGUCAACCUCGUGCCUUGCUCGAUCGCGUUUGUCCUCUGCACGUUCGUCUUAAUCGUUCUUUUCAAAUCGGGAAAAGCUCUGAAGUCGUCAGGACACUUGCUGAUCGCGAACGCAACAUUCGGAGACUUGUUUGGGAUAACAGUGCUAGGCUUGAAUUCGUGGGUGUAUCUGCAUCCGAUGACGAUGACCGAGUCCAACAGGAUCAUCUGCAAGGUCUACUAUUUCUUCUUCGUAUUUAUGCAUGCUUGGACUGGAUGGUCGUCUACCGCUUUAGCGUAUGACAGAUAUGACAUGGUCGCACGACCGCUGAAUAGAAAAUUGACACUGAAAAAAGCGAAACUGUGUGUUGUCGCAAUUAUUGUCUUUUGUGCUCUCUGGGCAGCGUUUCCUCUCGUCGGAUGGAGCGAAUAUCGUUUGCAAUCGCAUGGGGCUUGCAGCAUGGCGUACACCGUCGACAUACCAGAAGAGAUCGGUAGUGCAAUGUUCACUCUCUUAUUUUUCACCGUCAAUUACGUCAUACCUCUUAUUAUUGACGUCAUUUGCCUUAUUGGAGUUCUGAUCGUAGCGCUGUCUCAUAUACGACGCAAGAGAUUACGACUUUCAAGUGGUUUUGCUCAUUCCACAAGUACCUCUAACACAAAUGAAAAUCGGAACGAAACGUCUCCUCUUGCCAUAAUUGCUACGCGUCCUUUCAUAGUCGUCACAACAACUAUUGCAUCAAAUGUUUUCCUGACAGCACCAUUACUCAUCAUCAUCGUUUUAAGGAAAUUCGGUGUAAUACCGUGGACACUACACGUGGGAAAAGUUCAAGUGGUUGGUUUGGGAAUGCAUCUGACGGUAUACAAUCAUCUCUUUAAUGCAGUUCUUUACAUAAUUUAUGUAAAAAACAUUAUCUCGUCUGCUUUUUUCUGCUUCAAGCGAUAUAAGAAGAAAGCAGAAAGAAAUCAAAUGACUCAACAGAUUCGUGUCGUUCCCAGAAGCAAGACAACCACCCAGCAGCCCGGCACAACAUCAGUUGUAGCAUCAGCAGAUGAUGUCUUCUAGUGUGAUCCUUGAGAGUUCGUGAUUUGGCUCGAAAAUGUAUAUUUACUGGUUGUAGGCUGUUGUAAGAAGUAAACUGUCAUAGAAAUACAAAAAUCACGAGGACGCGUGUAAGACAAUAGUAAUACAUAAAUCAUAUAUUAUGUGAGUGUAAGUGUUAUACAAUAUUACAAUCAUCAGAACGCAAUUACCAUUUCUUGAAUUUGACGUAUGUUCUCUUAUAAAAACAUACAACUUGUACAAGUUCUCUCUCUUGAGUAAACAACUUGUACAAACUCGUAAACAAUAAAUCCGUCCGACAUCAAAAUGUA